ACAAACAGUAAGAACGUGUUUAAAAGUAUAAGUUAUGUUAAUUCUAUAAACCAUAUAUUUUCUGAAGUAAAACAAUGGUCGUAGCACUUGGAAUUGAAGGGAGCGCCAAUAAACUUGGUGUCGGAAUAAUUAGAGAUGGUGAAGUACUAGCUAACUGCCGGAGAACAUACAUCACACCACCGGGUGAAGGAUUCCUACCAAGAGAAACAGCAGAACACCAUCGGCAAAAUAUACAUGAAGUUCUAAAAGAGGCUAUGGAUGAGUCUGGCUUGAAACCUGAAGAUAUUGAUGUAGUCUGUUAUACUAAAGGUCCGGGCAUGGGUGCCCCAUUGAUGGUUGGUGCUGUCGUUGCAAGAACUUUAUCCAAGUUGUGGAACAAACCUUUAUUAGGAGUAAAUCAUUGUAUUGGACAUAUUGAAAUGGGUAGGUUAAUAACUAAAGCAAACAACCCAACAGUAUUAUAUGUGAGUGGUGGAAAUACACAAAUUAUAGCAUACUCCAGACAAAAGUAUAGGAUAUUUGGGGAAACUAUUGACAUAGCUGUUGGUAACUGUCUCGACAGAUUUGCCAGGGUGUUAAAAUUAUCAAAUGCACCCAGUCCAGGCUACAAUAUUGAACAAGCCGCCAAAAAAGGGAAGAAAUAUUUGCAUUUACCAUACUGUGUCAAAGGUAUGGAUGUGAGCUUCUCAGGCAUUCUUUCCUACAUGGAGGACAAAAUAGAUGAGCUUUUAAAAGAGUAUACACCAGACGACUUAUGCUACUCACUACAAGAGACAGUUUUCGCUAUGUUAGUGGAGAUUACAGAAAGGGCUAUGGCUCAUUGUGGAUCCGAUGAAGUAUUAUUAGUGGGUGGUGUCGGCUGCAAUGAGCGAUUACAAGAAAUGAUGGCAGUCAUGUGUGCAGAGCGUGGGUCCAAGAUAUUCGCAACGGACGAACGGUUCUGCAUAGACAACGGUAUCAUGAUUGCUCACGCGGGCGCCGUCGCCUUCGAAUCCGGGGCGAGAAUGGAGUUUAGCGACUCUACCAUCACACAGCGAUAUAGAACUGACGAUGUACUUGUUACUUGGCGAGAUGAUUGAUAAAUGUUUAUUUUUA
This is a messenger RNA of Achroia grisella, 1095 nucleotides long. It is a transcript of the gene Tcs3, whose product is annotated as probable tRNA N6-adenosine threonylcarbamoyltransferase. The coding region runs from base 75 to 1079 and encodes 334 amino acids. The transcript has 6 exons. The record is from RefSeq and is a predicted model, not a curated record. NCBI's taxonomy places the organism in Eukaryota, Metazoa, Arthropoda, Insecta, Lepidoptera, Pyralidae. Gene Ontology annotation, biological process: tRNA threonylcarbamoyladenosine modification. Gene Ontology annotation, cellular component: EKC/KEOPS complex; cytoplasm.